Messenger RNA from Saxophila tyrrhenica, 1953 nucleotides. RefSeq names its product Chitin synthase 4 (gene CHS4). The record is from RefSeq and is a predicted model, not a curated record. NCBI's taxonomy places the organism in Eukaryota, Fungi, Ascomycota, Dothideomycetes, Mycosphaerellales, Extremaceae. The coding region runs from base 1 to 1953 and encodes 650 amino acids. The transcript is spliced from 2 exons. Gene Ontology annotation, molecular function: protein binding.
AUGACACCAACAUCAUCCUCUCGAGCACAAUGGAACGGGCAAGAGGAGCAGUUGAACGGCAGGGGGAGCGUGGGAUCGGACGGUAGCCUACAGCGAACACCUCCCGAACCUACAGCCAGCGUUAUGAGGAGAUCGGUGCCUACAAGCCCUUCGUUCGAACAAGCCCCCCCUCCACCACCACACCAUAGCCCUCCUAGGUUAAGCCUCAGAGAACCGGAUGCGGGCCCCGUACGGCCAUCAUCUGCCAAUGGUGCUGGAUAUAGGCUAGAUUCACCCCGGAUGGUCACAACUACGUCCGAACAACCUUCCGAAUCGCUCGCUUUCCGGCCGCGGACAAGGGCGGAUGGCAGCACGCCGCCGACACACAGCAGAUCAUCUUCGGCCGGCUAUCCAACAAUCGAAGAGGAGGGGCUGGAAGGGAACGGGACCGAACAAGAGGUGGAAUCGUUGCAGUACCACGCGUUUGACGAUGCGCCGAAGAAGAACAAGACUCAGAAUCGCGCCUCGCAUAUGCCAACGCAGUCUGUGGGGUCAAGUUCAUCUGGAGGCGAACAUCGCGGUCCUCAGUUGACGGUACCUGGCGCGGUGCAAAGACCCACGUCGAUGUAUAGUCUGGGCUCGGAUCCGCGUGGACGCAGCCUGUCGCCAUAUAGUGGGCACGGGUCACCCCAAGAUUCGCCAAAGGGAUAUCCACGAGAUGUUUCCAGGUCCGGGCGGUCGCCGUCAGGUCGGCCAACGAGCUAUGUCAAUCUCCUGAACGAUGUACCCUACCACCAGCAGAUCGCGCCGAACAGUCUAAUAAGCCACAAGUCUCUGCAAGGUGCGGUGGGCAGCGCGGCCAGCUUACUGGACACGAAGAAGACGCUCGACAUGUACCGCGCGAACAUCAAGAAGACCACCGACAUGGCCGCCCAGUACGAGUUCGCCAUCUACAUGGUCAACUGCUCGCAGGAUCCCAGCAUCUCCGCCGAAAUCGACCCCGCGGAACUCAUCAACGAAGCCAAGCACAUCCUCCAGCGUCUCGCCGAUAAAGUUUACCCCUUUGCACAGUACUAUCUCGGUGACGGCUACUUCUCCGGUCUCUUCAACAAAUCCAAGCCGGACCAGGACAAAGCCUUCCCGCUCUUCAUCGCCGCCUCCAAACACGGGCACGCCGAAGCCGGCUUCCGAGCAGCGCUAUGCUACGAGUUCGGCUGGGGCACUGCGAAAUCCUACGCUAAAGCAGUCCAAUUCUAUCGCACAGCAGCCUCCAAGAACCAUCCCGGCGCUGCCAGCCGUCUCGGCAUGGCUUGCUUGCAGAACCAGAUGGGUCUGUUCGGUCGGGACAAAUACCGCGAAGGUCUCAAAUGGCUCAAGCGUGCGCAAGAGGGCGCAGACCGGCAGUACAACGCCGCACCUUACGAGCUGGGCCUGCUGCACCUGACUGGCUUCGGCGACGACGUCUUCAAAGACGAAGUCUACGCCGCGCAGCUGUUCACGCAGUCCGCUGAGCUCGGACACAUGCAGGCGAACUACCUAAUGGGCCAGGCGUACGAGAACGGCAUCUACGGUUGCCCCAAGGACGCAGCGCUGAGCGUGCACUUCUACAACGGCGCCGCGACGCAAGGGCACGCGGAGGCGAUGUUGGCGCUCACGGCGUGGUAUAUGGUGGGCGCGGAGCCGGUGCUGGAGAAGGAUGAGCGGGAGGCGUAUGAGUGGGCGUUGAAGGCUGCUGAGACUGGUUUCGGCAAAGCAGAAUACGCCGUUGGCUACUUCACCGAAAUGGGCAUCGGAUGCCGCCGUGACCCGCUGGGAGCGAAUUACUGGUACGUCCAGGCUGCGGACAAGGGGAAUGAGAACGCGAAGCAGCGGCUCAAGAUUAUUCAUGAGGCUGCUUCGGGGGUUGAUACGUCGGGCAUGGCUGCUUCGAAGGAUGAGGGGAAGGGGAAGAAGAAGUUUAUGGGGAUUUUCUAG